CAACACUAGUGCUUCACGACAGUUAUUUAACGUAUUACGGUGGCCGGUGUCGUAUAUUUUGCAGAAUCACCAUGGCGUUGAAAGAGACUGCAGGGCUGUACGAGACACUCAAAGCAGAGUGGAACAAGAAAAACCCAAACCUGAGUAAAUGUGGAGACCUUCUGAGUAAACUUAAGGUUUCAUUACUGGAACUGAACUUCUUACCUACCAGUGGCUCCGCGCUCACUAAGCAGCAGCUCAUUUUAGCUCGUGAUGUCCUUGAAAUUGGAGCCUUGUGGAGUAUCCUCAAGAAGGACAUACCGUCCUUUGAAAGAUACAUGGCCCAGCUAAAAUGUUACUACUUUGAUUACAAGGAGGAACUGCCUGAAGCUGCCUACAUGCACCAGCUACUUGGACUCAACUUGCUCUUUCUGCUGUCACAGAACCGCGUGUCUGAGUUUCACACAGAACUUGAGAGACUGAGCGCACGUGAUAUUCAGACCAACGUAUACAUCAGACACCCAGUGUCCCUAGAGCAGUACUUGAUGGAGGGAAGCUACAACAAAGUAUUUCUCGCCAAAGGCAACAUUCCUGCUGAGAGCUACACCUUUUUUAUAGAUAUCCUGCUUGACACAAUUCGUGAUGAGAUCGCAGGCUGCAUAGAGAAAGCAUACGAGCAGAUCCAGUUCAGUGAAGCCACCCGUGUGCUUUUCUUCAGUUCCCCAAAAAAGAUGACAGAGUAUGCCAAGAAGAGGGGAUGGAGCUUGAGCCCAGACGGCUAUUACUCUUUUACCACUCAGCAGCAACGGACGGAAGAGGUGACCAUCCCCUCCACGGAGCUGGCUCAACAGGUCAUCGAAUACGCACGACAGCUGGAAAUGAUUGUGUAACGCGCCCCCAGGAACACACUCCCAACACACACCCCGCUGACCCAUUGUACACCCGGUCAGCUCAAAUGCAGUUCCUCUGAGGAAUAUGACUUUAUUGAUAACCAGAGUGGUUGAUUUAUUGCCCAUACCUCAGAAAUCAAUCCACAUGUAUUUUGUACUCCGUUCCACUUAUCUGCAGAUCUUUCUGUCUGGAAGUUUGCUUUAAAUUUAAAGAUGGGGAAUGAUACUAAAAAAUAUUACAGGCCACAAGUUGCUACACAUCCACCAUAAUUGGAGACAUUCAAGGGUUUCGAUCUUAGUUAAUUAUUUCAUCCAAGAUGCCAUGUGUAAAACGUAAAAUCUGAGCCUUUUAUGGGUUAUUCAAAACCAGGGUCCAGCUACUACAUUUAAUAACCUUGGGGCUCAGUUGUUUUUACAUCAAGGAAGUUACUCACAAUCCCCACCAUGUGACUCUGUGUUCCAACCAUCAACUCCCCAUCUUCUCCAAAUUCACACUCUUUUUGUAUACAAAGUUAAAGUUCUUAGUAGAGCUCACAAAAAUGUAUUGACUUUGCCAUAGCAACUGACCGAAUUUCCAUUGAACUUAGUGUUUUCUAAAUAGCAAUGCCUCCCUAGAUUACAAUGCAAAUCUUUGUCUUGCAAUAAACCAUACCUAAAA
Molecule: messenger RNA, 1527 nt
Organism: Etheostoma spectabile (orangethroat darter)
Lineage: Eukaryota; Metazoa; Chordata; Actinopteri; Perciformes; Percidae
Gene: psmd8
Product: proteasome 26S subunit, non-ATPase 8
Exons: 7
Coding region: 72-869 (265 amino acids)
Biological process (GO): proteasome-mediated ubiquitin-dependent protein catabolic process
Cellular component (GO): cytosol; nucleus; proteasome regulatory particle
Source: RefSeq, a predicted model, not a curated record